ACUCUCACUCUCUCUCUCUCUCUCUCUCUCUCUCUCCCUGUAGAGUUCGCCCUAGCCCUAGCCCUAGCCCUAGCCCUAGCACUCGCCCUCGACCUCGCUCUCGCUCUCGCCUGUCUCCCCGAUCCAAAUAGGUACGAUUAAUCCUUUUCCCCCCUCAUCAACCAAUUUGUGUUUAUUUUAGGUUGGAUUCAAAAGCUCUCUCCGUGGUCGCCGAACUCCGUGAACAGCGAAGAAACCCUAAUCUUGGACUCCGAUUCCCCUUCGAUCGGAAUUAGAGUAGAGGGGCCGAUUCUACUAACGGCGAAAUGGGUACUAAACGGAAAGAAAGAACUGAUGAGACUCCUGAUCCGAUUUCGCUUUCGUACCCCGAUCCGGAAUUCUUCGACUUUGACGAAUGCAGGGAUCGGAGUUUAUUCGAAGUCGACCAGAUUUGGGCGCUAUAUGAUGAUCUCGACGGAAUGCCUAGGUUUUAUGCUCGAAUUAGGCACAUCUAUGAAAAUCAAGAUUUCAAGGUGGGCUUCACUUGGUUAGAGCACGAUCCUUCAAAUGCAGCUGAGAUGGCGUGGUCUCGUCAGCAAUUGCCUGUUGCUUGCGGGAGCUUCAGGCGAGGGAAAGCAGAAGUAAGUCAAGACCCUCUCAUGUUCUCCCACAUUAUUUCUUGGGAAAAAGGUAAAAAGAAGAACGGUUAUGAUAUUUAUCCGAAAGAGGGUGAAGUUUGGGCUGUUUACAAGGGCUGGGAUAUCGCGUGGAGCUCAGAUCCGGACGACGACAGGACAUUCGAGUAUGAAAUUGUUGAAGUCCUUUCGGAUUUUGUGGCGGGAAGCGGUAUCAAUGUCAUUCCUCUAGUUAAGGUAGAAGGUUUCGUGAGUCUGUUUGUGCGCGCAAAAGACAAAGCACCGUAUCGUAUACUAUCCAGUGAAAUACUUAGGUUUUCACACAGAGUCCCCUUUCACAGGAUGACCGGAGCUGAACGUGACGGUGUCCCACAAGGUUCUUUUGAACUAGAUACUGCAUCUCUUCCUAUUAACAUGGAAGAUGCUUUUCCAUCUGUUCCUCUUGAAUGCGGUACGACCAAAACCGGAAUAUCUCCUAAAAGUUCAACUAAUGAUGCAGGAGUUGGGCCUGCUGCCGUUAAGGAGAUUGAGAGGGUGAGGAGGAAGGAAUUUGACCAUUCUCAAUUAGCAACCACGUUCCAUUGCUCGGAUGAAUAUCCUGCCCCUGAGUUCUGCAACGUUGAUGACGGGAAAUUGAUCAAUAGGAUCCAGCCGGGGCAGAUUUGGGCGCNUUUUUUUUAA
This is a messenger RNA of Ananas comosus (pineapple), 1295 nucleotides long. RefSeq lists its product as uncharacterized. The transcript has 2 exons. The record is from RefSeq and is a predicted model, not a curated record. Lineage: Eukaryota; Viridiplantae; Streptophyta; Magnoliopsida; Poales; Bromeliaceae. The coding region runs from base 306 to 1295 and encodes 329 amino acids.